Messenger RNA from Antrostomus carolinensis (chuck-will's-widow), 1734 nucleotides. It is a transcript of the gene ADAD1, whose product is annotated as adenosine deaminase domain containing 1. Gene Ontology annotation, cellular component: cytoplasm; nucleolus. The coding region runs from base 1 to 1734 and encodes 577 amino acids. Gene Ontology annotation, biological process: adenosine to inosine editing; RNA processing. NCBI's taxonomy places the organism in Eukaryota, Metazoa, Chordata, Aves, Caprimulgiformes, Caprimulgidae. The transcript has 11 exons. The record is from RefSeq and is a predicted model, not a curated record. Gene Ontology annotation, molecular function: tRNA-specific adenosine deaminase activity; double-stranded RNA binding; double-stranded RNA adenosine deaminase activity.
AUGAGUGGCAGCGGUGACUGGUUUCAGGGUGCUGGAAUGCCCACCUUUGACCCCAUACAAAAGAAGACUUUGCCAGCUCAGGCUCCUAGGCAGCCAGCUUUAGAGAAGCUUUCUCCAUCGGUGACUGUAAGGCCAAAACUUCCACCUUUUGAGGGGUGCAGUGUACCAAAGGUGACACAACAUCCAGAACCUUGUCUUUUGAAAGCAGACCGUGCACCCCAGUUAUCAGCACUUACCCCAAAUAAAAACCUAAAGGAGUUUAUUGCAAGAUAUGAACAGGGAGUAAUAAACCCAGUAUCUGCCUUGCAUCAGUUUGCACAAAUGCACCAUGUUCCACUUGAACUGAAAGAAUCUAGAAUUGCAGGCGAUAUGAUAAGGCCUUAUUUUGCCUUUUGUGCUGUGGUGGAUGGCGUUUGCUACAAGACUGGACUGGGAAAAAAUAAGAAGGAGUCUAAAUUAAAUGCAGCUAAACUGGCUCUCGAUGAGCUACUUAACUUGGAGCAUACAGGGGAAAAGGCUUCUAAAAAGUCAGGUUCUGCCUGUGCUCUUCCUGAGCCCCAAACUCCAACCAACUCUUUUCCUGUUUCAAGGCUCUGCUUUGAAGGAAGACAGCUUACCUAUCAAAAACUUUCACAAAUGCUUGAAGAAGUAUUUCACAGCCUGACUACCAGACAUCCUGAGUACCAAAGUUGUGGCAGUUCACUGGCUGCCUUCAUCGUUGAAAAAGGUGGACAGCAUGAAGUUGUAGCUCUAGGAACAGGAGAAUGUAAUUACAGUCAGUGCUUCCAGCCUUGUGGACGAGUGUUGCAUGACAGCCACGCCAUUGUUAUUGCAAGACGUUCUCUGCUUAGAUAUUUUUAUAGAAAUCUUUUGCUGUUCUAUAAUGAAAAUCCAUCGAGGAAAGAGAAAUCCAUAUUUUGCAUGUCACCAGCCUCAAAGCUGCUUACCCUAAAGCAAAAUACAACUAUCUUUCUCUACAUGAAUCAGCUUCCAAAAGGCACUGCUCAGUUGAAAUCAGAAGUGCAUCUCAAUCCACAAUCCAUAUCUGCUUACGAAACUAGUGAAGAACUGAGUCUCCAUGUUGCUGUAGAAGGCAAGGUUUACCUGACUGCCUGUUGUCCACCAAAGUCUGUUCGAGUCAGCAGUAUGUCAGCUAGUGACAAAUUAACAAAAUGGGAAGUGGUUGGUAUUCAGGGAGCGUUGCUGAGUCACUUCAUUGAACCAGUGUAUAUCAACAGUAUUCUUGUAGGAAAUGGAAAUUGCAAGGAUAUAAGAGGGCUAAAAAUAGCUAUAAAACAGCGUGUUAAUGAUGAACUUACAUCAAAGCUUCCCAUACCUUACCUGGUCAACAGAUCUCAUACUUACUUGGUGAAUGCUGCAUACCCAGUUCAAACAGACUUUCAACAGGUGUCUCUUAGUUUGAAUUGGUCAUUGUCAGAUGCAUCCCUGGAGGUUGUGGAUGGGUUAACUGGCAAAACUGCUGAAAGCUCACCGUUCAAAAGUGGCGUUAACAUGGCCAGUCGCCUUUGCAAGGCGGCGAUGUUCAGUCGUUUCAGAUUGCUUGCUAAAGAAGCUGAACGGAAUGAUUUGCUUCAGGUUGCAACGUACCAUGAAGCUAAGAUUCAAUCUGAAUUGUACCAAGAAGCUAAAAACUUGCUGCAAAGCUACUUAGAGCAGCAUAGUUAUGGAUCCUGGAUUGUGAAGCCUACCCAUUUUGAACAGUUCAGUGAGUGA